This is a messenger RNA of Cooperia oncophora, 204 nucleotides long. Lineage: Eukaryota; Metazoa; Nematoda; Chromadorea; Rhabditida; Trichostrongylidae. The record is from the annotation of a GenBank genome assembly.
AUGCCUGGAGCUGACAAUAAGAGGCGUUUUUCCACGGGUGCGGACAACUCCAGUCGUUUCGCUCCAAAAUAUAUCAAACACGCUCCACAUCCUUUCGCAAAAGCCACAUCAUUUGAUAGCGGAACGCAGUUGCCAGGUACUCCUGAGGUGCUCGGCAAUGUGAAAUUUUACGUUUUCACCAAUGACGGCAAGUUUUUCCUUUGA